Molecule: messenger RNA, 1196 nt
Organism: Topomyia yanbarensis
Lineage: Eukaryota; Metazoa; Arthropoda; Insecta; Diptera; Culicidae
Gene: Glo1
Product: lactoylglutathione lyase
Exons: 5
Coding region: 155-694 (179 amino acids)
Molecular function (GO): lactoylglutathione lyase activity; metal ion binding
Source: RefSeq, a predicted model, not a curated record
GUUCGUUCUGCUAGCAGAGCAGCACACACCGUUGCAUUUCUUAUUUGUCGAUUGGUACGUGCGAUCGCCGGUCGGUGUUUUCCGUACGUGUUGGGUACAAUUUUAAUUAUUUUCCAAUACUACACCGCUAGCACAUCGGAUUGACGCCGUCAGAAUGGGUGAAGCUCAGGGUUUGACGGAUAAGGAAGCCAAAGAAUUGCUAAAACUUCCCGAUGCCGAUACGAAGGACUUUCUGUUCCAGCAAACCAUGUACCGUAUCAAGGACCCACGUGCCUCAAUUCCGUUCUACAAUGAAGUGCUGGGAAUGAAUUUGCUGUGCAAGAUGGACUUUCCUGAAGCUCAGUUCUCGCUGUAUUUCAUGGGAUACGAAGACAUCGCCCAUCAACCAAACGAUAAGAAGGAAUGCAUCCAAUGGGCCAUGAGUCGGAAAGCUACCCUGGAACUAACUCACAACUGGGGCACGGAAGCCGAUCCGGAUCAGAAGUAUCACAAUGGGAAUGCCGAGCCUCGCGGAUACGGUCACAUUGGGAUUAUGGUACCAGAUGUGGCAAAAGCAUGCGCUCGAUUUGAUCGCCUCGGUGUGGAGUACGUGAAACGUCCGGAGGAAGGUCGCAUGAAGGGACUGGCUUUUAUCAAAGACCCUGACGGCUAUUGGAUUGAGAUUUUCAACCCUGCAAAGGUAGCAGGCGUGUGAAACAGAUGUUUGAUAACAUCUAUUUUUUGGAAUAAGAAUGUUCGGCCAAAUUAUGAAAACAAUAUGGAACCAGUGAAGAAGGGUUAAAAAUCCUGUAUGUUUUGAAAAGAAUACUUCACAAAGAUUGCCUUAUUUAUAAUUAUACCUUGAAAAAAAGCAAAUAUUCUUUAUCGGAGGCGUUCGUGAGUUUAUUAUAUUUUUGAACACAACUAUAAAGAAACUUUGUGAAAAAAAAGAAUAUCAGAGAAGUUAUUUCAAAUGCUUCGAUUAUGCAAAAAGAUUGCUUUUUCAAUAUUUUUUAAAAUAUUUAAGUGAAAAUAUUCUUACCAUCAAUCAACCCAAUCGAUAAUUCAAAACUCUUCGGUUGGGGGGUGUGCGAGUAUGUAUAAAUGAAGGAUAUAACUUGUAUACAGGGUGACUUCAAAAUGGUCCCAUUGUUUUGAUCUGUCAUAAUUCAAUUAUAAACCACUGGGAACAAAUAAAAUUCAAGUGCGCACAUAAA